AUGUCUGAAACACAAGAGGUUAGUACUGGGCUACCAGCUCCAUGGACUGUUAGAUACAGUAAGUCUAAGAAACGUGAGUACUUCUUCGAUCCCGAAACUAAGAAGUCACAGUGGGAAGAGCCCGAGGGCACUGAUCAUGAGCAAUUUAUAAGCUAUCUGAAGGAUCACCCAUUGCGUGUACGUUGUCUGCAUAUCUUGAUCAAGCACAAGGAUUCGAGGAGACCAGCAUCGCACCGCCAAGAAAAGAUAACGAUUACCAAAGAGGAAGCUAUAAAGGAGUUGAAAGAGAUCCAAGCCAGGUUAGAGGAAGAUCAAGAACAGAAGAAGAAACACAGUUUUGAGGCAAUUGCCAAGGAGAGAUCAGAUUGUUCAUCUUUCAAGCGUGGUGGUGAUCUGGGUUACUUCGGCAGGGGUGAAAUGCAGCCUAGCUUUGAGAAGGCCGCUUUUGCACUAAAGAUUGACGAAGUAAGUGAUAUUGUGGAGAGUGACAGUGGUGUCCAUCUUAUCAAGCGUGUUGGUUAA
Messenger RNA from Nakaseomyces glabratus, 522 nucleotides. RefSeq names its product peptidylprolyl isomerase ESS1 (gene ESS1). Gene Ontology annotation, cellular component: nucleus; cytosol. The record is from RefSeq and is a predicted model, not a curated record. Lineage: Eukaryota; Fungi; Ascomycota; Saccharomycetes; Saccharomycetales; Saccharomycetaceae. Gene Ontology annotation, molecular function: peptidyl-prolyl cis-trans isomerase activity; protein binding.